Molecule: messenger RNA, 1067 nt
Organism: Cuscuta campestris
Lineage: Eukaryota; Viridiplantae; Streptophyta; Magnoliopsida; Solanales; Convolvulaceae
Source: the annotation of a GenBank genome assembly
CGCAUCGAUGAACCCUAAAUUGCAUGGGACUGGAUCGAGCAGACUGCUCGAGUGUUGGAGGAUCUUAACGUACCCAUUGGCAACUAUCCCCGACUGGCGUCUCAGCUGCUUCGCAAGGAAGCCUAUGAGUGGUGGAAGAGGACCGUUGAGAGUGCAAAACCCCUAAGCCAUGGACAUGGGCACAUUUCGAAUGGGCAUUCAAGCAAGAAUAUAUUCCAAAACGUUUUAGCGAAGAAAGACGUAAAGAAUUUGUCAAAUUGCAACAGGGAGGCAUGACACUCCCCGAGUAUCGUCAGAAGUUUACCAGUCUUGCUAAGUUUGCACCAACCUUGGUGAGUACCCCAACCGAUCGCAUCGAGGAGUUCAGGAAGAAACUUCGACCUGACCUCAGGUCGCGUGUGUCCGUCCUAACCACCGUGGAUUUCGCAGAGGCCUACGAUCUCAUAGCCAGGGCAGACAGCGACUUGAGUGCUUGCAUUGAGUAUCUGAAGACAAAUAAUGUCAGUUCAAGCACUCACCGUCCCAUCAGCUCUGUCUCAAAAGGAAAAAGGCCCUUCCAGGAAUCUAGCAAUUCACACUUCUCAAAGAAGGGGAAAUCGGUGCAGACGCACUCUGUGGCGUCGGAAAACAAAUCAAGAUGGUGGAAACACGCAUUGUGCGAUACAUGUGGGAGACAUCAUCCAGGCGAGUGUUGGCUUGCCCAAGGAUUAUGUCUAUGUUGUGGCAAACCUGGACAUUUUCGAAAGGAUUGCCCCACUAAUCCUGGCAAACCAUUUCCAACAGCCCCGGUUGUCAGCCAAUCAGCAUCAGCACGACCUGCGCCAAGUCAACGAUCAACGGCGGGAUCUAAUCUGGACAAGAACUAGAGUCAGCUACAAGGACGAGCUCCUGCUCGUACUUAUGCAAUGAAGGCACGAGCUGAGGAAAACCCUGACGUCAUUCAGGGUAUGUUUUCCUUAUUUGAUUCUGUCAUGCAUGUGUUGAUAGACCCUGGAUCAACGUUAUCUUAUAUCUUCAUGUCUAUGCCUGACAAAGCUGACGUAAUGAAAGAAAACUUAGAACAACCU